AUGUUCACGUCCAUGCUUCGAUUCGCGUCUCGUCAACCGGGCAGCGCUGCUUCCACUACUGCUAUGGUGUCUGCCUUAGGCCUGGCUAGCGUUUCGACGAUCGCUCGCAACGCGGAGGAACCUAAGGUGGCGUUGAGCCCGAAGGAAUUCCGCUCGUUUAAGGUGACUAAAGUGGAGCAGGUCACGCACGACACCAAGCACCUGGUUUUCGCCUUGCCUUCCGAUGAGCACGAGAUGGGUACCAGGACAGCUAGCUGUCUCAUGGCCAAGUUCGACUUGAAUGGCGAAGAGGUGGUGCGUCCAUACACGCCCACGAACACGAACGCGGAGAAGGGCGAGCUCCAUCUUGUUGUCAAGGGCUAUCCGAACGGAAAGAUGAGCAAGCAUAUCGUCAACCUCAACGUGGGCGACGAGCUAUCGAUGAAGGGUCCGUUCAUCAAGUUCGAGUACAAGCCGAAUCAGCACAAGAGUAUCGGCUUCAUCUGCGGUGGCUCAGGCCUCACCCCAGCGCUGCAGGUGGUCAAGACGAUUUGCCGCAACCCGGACGACUCGACGCGAGUGGUGCUGAUCUACUGCAAUCAUACGGAAAAGGACAUCAUCCUUCGGGACGAGCUAGAUGCGCUGCAGCACAUGUACCCGCAGUUCCAGGUGUACCACGUCCUGAGUAAGCCUGAUGCCAACUGGAAGGGCUAUACCGGUUACGUGAGCAAGGAGAUCGUUGGGGAGCUGCUGCCUGGUCCUUCAAACGGUAGCUUUGUCGGUGUGUGUGGUCCUCCGCCUAUGAUGGACGCCGUUUCGGGUAACAAGGCGCCUGAUCGUAGCCAAGGCGAGGUUUCGGGACUGCUCAAGGAGAUGGGGUACACCAGUUCGCAGGUUUUCAAGUUCUGA
Molecule: messenger RNA, 888 nt
Organism: Peronospora matthiolae
Lineage: Eukaryota; Oomycota; Peronosporomycetes; Peronosporales; Peronosporaceae
Source: the annotation of a GenBank genome assembly